Pecten maximus is the source of this 1616-nucleotide messenger RNA. Its product is annotated as sulfotransferase family cytosolic 1B member 1-like. Gene Ontology annotation, molecular function: sulfotransferase activity. The record is from RefSeq and is a predicted model, not a curated record. The transcript has 6 exons. Bases 232 to 1116 code for a protein of 294 amino acids. Lineage: Eukaryota; Metazoa; Mollusca; Bivalvia; Pectinida; Pectinidae. Gene Ontology annotation, biological process: sulfation. Gene Ontology annotation, cellular component: cytoplasm.
UGGGGAUAAACACUUACCAAGUCUACCGGAAGUGAGUGAACUACGGUGUUUACAAACAUUCAGGCGUACAGUUACUGGAUAGACUGGAAAGUUGUUGCCGAACAACAACGUACCUUUGACCAGUCAGAUUUCUUAGAUGAACGCCAGAGACCCAGGAGGUGGGGAUGUUGAGACCUCGGUAAUUACCAGCGUGCUAUAGAACGUGUUUAGGUCACUAACGUUACCGUUAAGAUGCCGGUGGUCAAGGUCAAAGAUGACCACGGGAAAACAAUGACCUUGCGAGAGGUGGACGGGUUUUACCUGCCUGUGAUCCGAGUACCCUAUGACCAGGAAAAGGAGUUCCGGGACAGGACGGACUGGACCGCUAGAUCAGAUGAUGUACUUAUAUGUGCUUACCCAAAGUCUGGGACCCACUGGGUGUGGGAGAUAACGUGUAUGCUAUUGAAUGGAAACGCCGAAAGGAUCAAUCUAAUGAAAGAAAUGGCCAUGUUAGAAUGUUUAUCCCGGUCAGCACUUGAUUCCAUGACGUCACCAAGAGUGCUGAACACUCACAUGUACUACGGACAGAUACCCGAGGACUUUAAACGGAAACAGUGUAAAAUUGUGUAUAUACUGAGGAACCCUAGGGACGUGGCUGUCUCCUUCUUUAACCACCAUACUCGUCUGCUGGACUAUGAGUACAGCGGGGAUUGGCAGCAAUACCUACCUCGGUUCAUUGAGGGCAAAGUUGACUACGGUUCCUGGUUUGACUAUGUAGUGGACUGGGAGGCGUCUAUGAACAGAAACCAGCAGAAUCCAGCACAUGUUGUCACUUAUGAGGACCUCCAGAAGGACAGUGUGAACGAGGUAAGCAGACUUGCAUCAUUCUUAAAGACUGAAGGCACGGAGACAUUGUACAAAGAGAUCGCCAAACAAUGCAACUUCCAGAAGAUGAAGAAGGAGAAGGACCCUUUGGAGGAUACAGCAGAAUGGAAAGACGACAAACCGGGCAUGUAUAGGAAAGGUAUUGUUGGAGACUGGAAAAACUGGUUUACUGUAGCCCAGAGUGAAGUGUUUAACGCUGUAUACAAAGAGAGACUGGCGAGCGUCACACUCCCUGUGCCUUAUACCAUAUAGACCCUCCAGCCUGGUCACAGCACAUCAGAGUAUACAGUUGGACGAGGAUACUACAUCGACUGUUUCUAUAAGCUUUAACAAAGAACAACGAAGUGAACGAGGAUGAGGUGUAUAGGCUCUCUAAUAAGGACAUUGUUUUUUUAAUUAAAAUUAUCUUUGAAAAACCAUUGGAGGAUUGAUUGUAGUUUCUAGUGUUUUCUCAGAAAUAAUUAUAUGUAUAAAUGUUGAAAGGCAUCUCACUUUUUCAUUAUCAAGAAUUAUUUAAAUGUAUGUGUACUUUGUAAAUAUGGUUUUAAUGCCUUUUUAAUAUUAUAAUAGAAUACAUUGAUUUUAUACAUGCAUUUGUAAUAAUAACUAUUUUAGGGAAAAUGUAAAACUGUAAAUGGGAUGUAUAUAAUCCAAUUUCUGCAUAUAACCGUGACAACAUACAUUGUAUAUCCAAGGCGAUAAACACGAUUAAUUUAAUUCUGCCGUUUCUAUAAUUUAUCGUAUGUACAAUU